This is a messenger RNA of Balaenoptera musculus (blue whale), 3813 nucleotides long. RefSeq names its product SprT-like N-terminal domain (gene SPRTN). The transcript has 4 exons. Lineage: Eukaryota; Metazoa; Chordata; Mammalia; Artiodactyla; Balaenopteridae. Gene Ontology annotation, cellular component: nucleus. Gene Ontology annotation, molecular function: single-stranded DNA binding; polyubiquitin modification-dependent protein binding; metalloendopeptidase activity. The record is from RefSeq and is a predicted model, not a curated record. Gene Ontology annotation, biological process: DNA repair. Bases 1104 to 2225 code for a protein of 373 amino acids.
UUUUACUACAGUUUUAAAAAGGUAAAUAGCCACUAAAUGUAAAAUGGUACAACAGAAAUAACUCAAUUAAUAAGAAAGAAAGGAAUAAAGGAACAAAGCCCAGGUCAAAUAAAGAGAAAGGUGGACAUAAAAACAGCAGUUAUUGUGUUAAAUGUACAUGGACCAAACACUCCAGUUAAAAACAUGAAACGACAUCCUAGACUAACAGAGACAUGCUUAAAAUAAAGACACACACAUGUUAAAUAUAAAAGGAUGAGAAAAAGCAUAUCAUCCAAAUACUAGACAACAGAAAGCUGUUAUGGCUCUAUUAGUAUUAAUCUAAAGAUUUUAAGGGAGGAAGUUUUACUAGAAAAAAGGGAGACAUUUUAUAAUGAUAGAAUAAUCUAUUAAAUAAAAACGCAUAAUGACCGUAAAAGUAAUAACAUAGCUUUAAACGACAUGAAGCAUCAAUUAGCAGAAACAAAAAGAGAAAUAAUCAAUCCACAGUCAUAGUUGCAGAUGUUAACAGAACUCCGUUGGUAAUUCAAUGAAUAAGCAGAAAAAGAAAAUAGUAAAAAUUAAAAAAAAAAGUUGAACAAUAUGAUUAACCAGAUCCACCUUACCAGGAGCCCUAAUUGGAACAGCCCUAACUGAAAACUGCUUAAUGAAUAUUUGUUGCAUAAAUGAUUAACACAUGAACAAUUUUUUUCAUUUUAAGGUAAUGGGCAAGAAGAAAAUGGGAAAUAGGUGCUAAUGCUUCAAGUGAGCAUUUGCUGUUGGCAGAAAGUUCUAACAUCAGAUCAGGAAGGUGGACAGAGGAAGAAUAGGGGGACUCUGGCCUGUAUAGAAAGUAGCUGCCUAAAUUAUGAUCAGUAGGAUUCAGAAAAGAAAAAGACUUAAACUGGUUGAGGAGGUUAAGGAAAGCUUCAGAGAUGUGGAUUUUAUUACUAGUAACAGCACCACGCCUACCACUCACUAUUGAGCACCUACUGUGUGCCGGACUAACCUAGUUAUUCUAGUGUUUGCCUUUACCACAGCCCUGCAAGAUUAGGAUAUCUCAAUUUUAAGGAUGAGGAGCGAGUUGUAACUUGUCCAGGGUCACGUGGAGAACCCUCUUGCAUGAAAUGAUACAUGCCUAUUUAUUUGUCACGAAUAACGAUAAAGAUCGGGAAGGGCACGGUCCAGAGUUUUGUAAACAUAUGCAUCGCAUCAAUCGCCUGACGGGAGCCAAUAUAACGGUGUACCAUACUUUCCACGACGAGGUGGACGAGUACCGGCGACACUGGUGGCGCUGCGAUGGGCCGUGUCAGCACAGGAAGCCGUAUUACGGCUACGUGAAGCGCGCCACCAACAGGGCGCCCUCUGCGCAGGACUGCUGGUGGGCUGAGCACCAGAAAACCUGCGGCGGCACCUACAUCAAAAUCAAGGAGCCCGAGAGCUACGCAAAGAAGGGCAAAGGAAGGACAAAACUAGGAAAGCAGCCAGCAUCAGAAGCAGAGAAUAAAGGUAAACCGAACAGAGGAGAGACACAGUUGUUAAUCCCUUUCAGUGGGAAAGGGUAUGUUCUAGGGGAAACCAGCAAUUUGCCUUCAUCUGGGAAAUGUAUCACUGCACAUGCUGUUAAAACCCAGGAUCUUUUAAAUCAGGGCCAUUCAGCAAAUGCCUUAAGACCCAAUUCGAAACCUGAGGUGACAUUUGAACAGAACGGUUCACGUGGAAAAACCUCCCUAGUCUCCGCUGCCCUCAGUUCCGGUCACCAAAGUGUUGUCAGCAACUACUUCUCGAGCGUCGCGGUCCCCAAGCGCGAGGCUUUCGGAAGUGUGAGUGGGUCUCCGAUGAAGAGCCUCACGGCUGGUGACGUCACUAAAAACUCGGUCUCUUCUAGUGCUCAAAGGAGGGUGACAUCUUCUAAGAUACCCCGAAGAAAUCCUUUCAAAGCAGUGGAAUCGACGUCUGUGGCUGCACCCCAGGAUGCAGGCGGGCCUGAAGAUAAAUUCCCACGUAAACGACCCAGGCUCGAAGACAGGACUGUGUUCGAGAACUUUUUUAUCAAGAACGAGCAAACGCAGCGUGGUGGUAACGAGCCAGCGUGCGGUUCACGUCCUACGGCUGCAGCGCAGAACGCCGGCAGUUCAUCUAGUCAGAGCAGAAUGGUUCACUGUCCGGUUUGUCAGAGUGAAGUUGCGGAGUCUCAGAUUAACGAGCACUUGGACUGGUGCCUUGCAGGUGCUGAAACAAAUCCCUGAAGAAUGAGUGGGUCUCACCCGUCCCCCCGUGUCACCUCAUAGCACAGUGUCAGCCGCUCAGGAAGGUCUGCGUAGUGCCGCUUAUAACCUAGUUCACCCGUAUUAAAUGUUCUAUUUUAUAUAUACAUAUACGAAAUUGUAAUUUAACACAUUUUAUGUCUAAAGGUGCUAUAAUUCACUCUUAGGUAUACUGUAGCCCAGAGUUUGUUCUGGAUGCAUAUACAUGUAUAAUUUUUAGAUACUUUUGUUCUUUCUUGCUUUUAAAAGUAUUUAAAUCUGUUAAUCUUUUUAUUUGCAUAUUUUCCUUAAAAUAGUCCGUGAGGAAUCCUGUCAGGUGUUUGGUUAAAUUGAAUAUUCCUUUAUUAAUAUUAAAACUCAUUCCCAGAACUGGUAAUAUUCAUAGUAUCGGACAUAUUGACCAAAAAUACAACCUAGUUGUUUUCCAGUACUCAAGGUUUUUGGUUUUUCUUUUUUUUUUUUUUUUUCUUCAAAAUUUUAACAGGAAAUACAAUUUCCUAUAUUAUAAAGAUUUUAAUUUCUCUGUUUCACUAAAAGGUGGCAGCAGAUUUUAGGUUAAAGUAGAUAAACAGAGUAAAAUAAAUUUCGUUUGGAAUAUCGCUAGUAACAAAUAGCCACUGUAAUUCUGUAGGCCAGAGUUGAGCUGAUUUCUCAGAAUUUUAGCAAAAUGACUGGUUAAAACUCGGUACUAAGUAACUGGCAUAUAUAACAUAACCAAGUUGCCUAGUUUAUGUACAAGUGGACCAUCAUCUGGAAACAGUAUUAUGAACCUUAAGCCAAAGUUGAAACCAUUUAGGAAUACCAUUUGUGUAUGUAAAAAAGUAUAUUUCUUUUAAAAAACAUUCUUUUCCACGUCCCAGCAAAGGGUCAGAGAUAGUUUGAUCCAUUUACUUUUUUGUCUCAUGGCUCUACCGCCAGUGUGUUGGCAUAGUUUCAGGGCCUUAGUUCACAGGUUCUCUUUUUCUUAACUUUGUUGCAACAUGACUUCACAUAACAUAAGGUGCAGCUGGGUUCCCCGCUGAGUGCCCACUACCCGGGGGCAGUUAGAGAACAUUUCAGUUACUGUGAAGUGUCCUCAUGGGCACCCCUUCCCAGUCAACACCCAACACCCAACACCCCAGAGUAACCACUGUUUUCGUCUGUCACCACAGGUUAGUUUAGCUUGUUUUUAAACUUCAUGAAGUAGUACCUUUGUUGCUAUGGGUAGCAGAAGUUCAGUCUUUUCAUUGCUCUGUAGUUAUUUGUAUGAAUAUGCCCGAGUUUAUAUAUCAUUCUGAUAUUAAUGGACAUUGGAAUUAUCUCCAGUUUGGGGCUGGCCAUUCUGAAUAACGCUGCUAAGAACAUUCUUACUCAUUUCUGCUGAGCAUAUCCCCAGUCUGGAAUGCAGGGUCACCAGGUGCAUUUGUGUUUAGCUUUAGUAAAUGCUGCCAGUUUACAGUCCUGCCAGCAGUGUAUGAGAGCUUGUUGUUCAGUAGUCCUAAUGCUGUUGUCUGUCGGUCCCUUUCAUUUUAGCCUGUCUGGUUGAGUGUUUACGAGUGUUGAUAUUUCUUAAGCGUGAAGUUACACAAUA